Messenger RNA from Humulus lupulus (European hop), 1608 nucleotides. RefSeq lists its product as uncharacterized. The transcript has 7 exons. The coding region runs from base 116 to 1378 and encodes 420 amino acids. Gene Ontology annotation, molecular function: zinc ion binding; nucleic acid binding. The record is from RefSeq and is a predicted model, not a curated record. Lineage: Eukaryota; Viridiplantae; Streptophyta; Magnoliopsida; Rosales; Cannabaceae.
UGCCUUCCCCUUCAUUUUUUUGGGGGUCAGUGUAUCACACACACACACACACACAUAUAUAUAUAUAUGCAUAUAUAAAGUCAGUCUUAACCCCUCAAAAAGGGUAUAUUUGAAGAUGGGUCUUCUGGGUUUUCUUCAAUUUUCACUCAAAUAUGGCUUAACGUAUCUUGCUUGGCCUAUCGUUGCCCUGGUCUAUCCACUAUGUGCUUCUAUUAGGGCCAUUGAGGCCAAUUCUGUUUUGGAGACUCAAAAGUUGAACACUUAUUGGGUUGUAUUCUCUCUGAUUUUGCUUCUUGAACACGCUUUAAAGCUCCUUGAAUGGUUUCCACUCUGGCCUUACAUUAGGCUAAUUACUGUCUUCUCGCUGGUGAUGCCUUAUUUCGAUGGCGCUUUUCAUGUUUAUAAACACGUUAUAUGCCCAUGCCUUUCAGUGGAUUACCAGAUUAUUUUAAACUGGUUUUCCCAACAGAAGCAGACAUCAGUUGACAAAGAGAGAGUUUUAACUGAAGUGGAGAAAUAUAUAAGGGAAAAUGGAACAGAUGCUCUGGAAAAAAUCAUUGCUAGCAAGUUGGGUAGCGGUAGCACAAAGAGCCCCGAGGUCAAGGAGAUCAAAGCCGUUUCAGUUGUAGAUGACAAAUUGGUUGAACAUUCAAGCUCUGAUGGGCCUAAUUCGACAAGAAAAGAUGUCAAUGGUGUGAAGUUAGCUGAGAAGAAAGAAGUUAAAGAACCUGUUCAGGUUAGUCGUGUAGAGACUAAACUCGCCGAGGUAACUGAGAAGAGAGCAAUCUUAACCACGGAGACUAAACAAACAGUUCCUGAAGUCACAGCAGGAAGUGCACAGAUUCCUCUUCCUCCUAAAAUAUUUCAGAAAGAGUGGAAGUGCGCAUUGUGUAAUGUGACACUUCAAAGUGAAAGUACCUUCUUUUCCCACCUUCAAGGUAGAAAGCACAAGGAUAUGGGAGAGGCAACUAAAGCCAACAAGAGCCAGCCAAAGGUCAUCACAGCUUAUGUUGCAAAGAAAUCCAAUCAGCUGACUGAGGGGGAGCCACAAAGCAGCGCGAAGAACCAAUUAGAGUCUCCCAAGGUUGUCUUUUCUUUUGCUCAAAAGCAAUCCAAUGAGGUGGGAAAACCAGCUGAGUGGACCAAUGGAUGGGAACCAAUAGUUGUUAGACAUGACAUGUCAAAGGGCAUCCAGAAGACUAACAAUGUUGUGGUUGCAUCAUCGAGUAUAAAGACUGCCAUGGCUCCCGUCGUUAAGCCUAAGGAUUACCCUCGACUCUGCCAUGUUUGUAAUGUGAGGUGCUCUGGUAAGAUUGACUUGGAGUCUCAUCUGAAAGGGAGAAAGCAUUUGACCCAACUUCAGUUGUUGAAUUCAUGAGAGUAAUAGGUUGGAGGCAAGUAACUUAGCAAGUCUUUCACCACCAAAAAAAUGAACAAAGAACAAAGAGAGUAAAAUGUAUUACAACUUUGGUGACGAUGGAAGUGAUUGGCCCCUGUUUCGGUUCUCGGUGAAAAUUUGACGAGUUUGUAAGGUGUUAAAUAAAAGACCCUAUAAGGAACUGUUUUCAAUCUUUGAAUAUGAAUCUCACAUUUUAUCUUUCACUUUUA